Messenger RNA from Chrysemys picta bellii (western painted turtle), 2360 nucleotides. The record is from RefSeq and is a predicted model, not a curated record. Lineage: Eukaryota; Metazoa; Chordata; Testudines; Emydidae.
GAGUGGCCCACUGACAGCCCGAUGGGGGCGGGGCGGCUCCCCUUCACCGAGGCUGCCGGCGGUUGAGCGGUUCCGGGUGCGCGCGAGGCGGUGACCGCGGCGGGGUGAGUCCUCUCCAGAGUUUACUUUUGGAUGAAAGCAUGCUCUCUUUCCAGUAGAAGAUGGUGACCCUGGAGUAUCAUCAUGGAGAAGGGGAUGAGUUCAGUAGAAGUGUUACCUUCCAAAUCAUCCCAGGUUACAGCUGUAAAGGUGAUGGUGAAGGAGCAUGAAACAAAAUCGAUCCAAAAAGGAAAACCAGUGGGAUUUGUGCUUGUACAUGCAGGUGCAGGUUAUCAUUCUGAAUCCAAAGCUAAAGAAUACAAACAUGUUUGCAAAAGAGCCUGUCAAAAGGCAAUUGAAAAACUUCAGGCUGGUGCUCUUGCAACUGAUGCAGUGACUGCGGCACUAAUUGAACUAGAGGAUUCCCCCUUUACAAAUGCAGGAAUGGGAUCUAACCUAAACCUUUUGGGUGAGAUAGAAUGUGAUGCCAGUAUAAUGGAUGGAAAGUCAUUAAAUUUUGGAGCAGUUGGAGCACUGAGUGGAAUCAAGAAUCCUGUUUCAGUUGCAAAUAGGUUGUUGUGUGAAGGGCAGAAGGGAAAACUCUCUGCUGGCAGAAUUCCACCUUGCUUUUUGGUUGGUGAAGGAGCUUACAGAUGGGCAGUUGAUCAUGGGAUACCAGCAUGUUCACCAGGUAUCAUGACUACAAGGUUUAGUUUAGCAGCUUUUAAGAGGAACAAAAGGAAGCUGGAGUUGGCAGAAAAGGUGGAAACAGAUCUUAUUCAGCUAAAGAAAAGAAGACAAUCAAGUGAAAAGGAGAAUGAUUCAGGAACAUUGGAUACAGUUGGUGCAGUCGUUGUUGACCAAGAAGGAAAUGUUGCUGCUGCUGUCUCCAGUGGAGGUUUAGCUUUGAAGCAUCCUGGAAGAGUUGGUCAGGCAGCUCUUUAUGGAUGUGGCUGCUGGGCUGAAAAUAUUGGAGUUCAUAACCCUUAUUCCACAGCUGUGAGUACUUCAGAACCCCUUGACACAGGAAGCAUUCCAGGUGAACCAGAAGCAUGGUCAAGGCAGUCUUUCACUGUGGCGACUCUCCACUACUACGAUACCCAGAAGAACGAUGGUAGAAGGGGGUGCAAGAGACAAGGUUAUAUAUGUAGGCAGCACCAGAGCUGAGCUCUGAGCGCAGUUAUGCUCUUCCCCCUUUCAAAGAGGCUACUGGGGCUCAGCUCAUCCAGAUUUCUCAAACAUAAAAUUGCCUGGUGAUGGUGGUGAAUCACUCUGCUGAAGAGGAAUCAUUUUAGUUUGUUGCCCUACCACUAAUUAGAUCCAACGUGCACACAACUCAAGACACUCAUUUUUUACAGUGCUGCCUGGAAGUCCUUGUUUUCUCACUCGAUUUUGCGUGACUUUCACCCUCCCUCCACAUUGUCAAGGAGGACAAGACCUUAUUCACUUGGUACCCUCUGAAUACCGCUUCUUCAUUGUCUGGAGGGAAUCAGUCUUGAAACGUGCAACUACCUUUUUCUUCCACCUUUAUAGAGAAGGAGAAACGGACAUGAGUGACUGUAGAAGACUAACAAUUUUACUGUAGUGAAAAUGUCUGUAUUAUGACCGUAGUGUUUUGCUAACAUUUUAAAGAUUAUACGUGUAAAUUCAUUAUUUCCUUGAAGUUAACUAUUCAUUGUUCAUUUGUGGUAGUCUUGUAUGAAUGUUUUGCUAUUUAGCACUCAAACUUAGCUUAAUAUUUCUAGUUCUAUACCUUUUUGGAUGUGUUAUGGGGAGAUGGAUAGGUGACUCCUGAUUUAAAUGGGCUCCUUUUCUUUAUAACUUAUGUAAAGGGUUGUAAACAUAUCUCUAAAAACAAUUCUUAAAGUCUGGAUUCAAUAAAAUUAAUUUUUAGAGAUUUCUGUGGCUGUGCAAAAGCUUUCAUAGUACAACCUUUUAAUUUAUUUUUUAUUGCAUCCGCUCUAAGUUGUAAAUUGGCAGAUGUUUGUUUUGAGUUUUUGCUUCCCAAGGAUUUGGACAAGAAUGAAAAUUAGACUUUUUGCUUGCUUUGCAUAUUAAUUUGAUAGCCUGUGUAGACUUCCACAUUUUCACUGAAAAUUUACUUAUCCAGUGGGCAUAAAAGCUAAAAAUAAUUUAUACCCAGUAGUUUAGUGCUGUGAUUUUUACAAAUGCUGUGAGCAUGCAGAACUCAUGAAGGACACCUAAAAUACAAAAGGCAAAAUAUUUAUUAAUACUCUUGUGCUUCUUGAAUUAAUCAGGGAUUUCAAAUUUGUCAAAAUUGUUGUGAAUUGUUGAACAUUAGUAAAUGAUACAUACUGAAA